This is a messenger RNA of Scophthalmus maximus (turbot), 616 nucleotides long. RefSeq names its product presequence translocase associated motor 16 (gene pam16). Gene Ontology annotation, biological process: protein import into mitochondrial matrix. The transcript is spliced from 5 exons. Gene Ontology annotation, cellular component: TIM23 mitochondrial import inner membrane translocase complex. The record is from RefSeq and is a predicted model, not a curated record. NCBI's taxonomy places the organism in Eukaryota, Metazoa, Chordata, Actinopteri, Pleuronectiformes, Scophthalmidae. Bases 152 to 532 code for a protein of 126 amino acids.
CGAAUACCACCGUCCAACCAGAGUCGACCUGAAAUUCGUGUGUUACCGACGCUUCCUUGAACUUUGACCCUGGACUAACCUUCAGUUGUGUACAUGUGCGACGAGAGGAGCCGCGCGCGCCGGUCGAGGAAGCUGUGCAGAACAACAUAAAAUGGCUAAAUAUCUCGCCCAGAUCAUUGUGAUGGGAGCGCAGGUGGUGGGACGCGCGUUCGCUCGCGCUUUGCAACAGGAAUAUGCAGCGAGCCAAGCGGCAGCGCGCGCCCGGAGCCGCACAGGUCAGGAGUCAGCCGCAGCCUCCAGCAUCACGGGGAUGAGCCUGCAAGAGGCGCAGCAAAUCCUCAACGUCUCCACACUCACGCCCGAGGAGAUUCAGAAGAAUUAUGAGCACCUUUUUAAAGUCAACGACAAGGCAGUGGGCGGUUCGUUUUACCUCCAGUCAAAGGUGGUGCGGGCUAAAGAGCGUCUAGAUGAGGAACUAAGUAUUCAGUCACAACAACAAAAGCAACCGUCACAACAGAAUACGGAAACAUGAAGUUAGAAAUUAUGUUGGCCCCUUCUAUCCCUCUCCCUGUCCUCUGUAAAUUAUAACCCAAUAAAAGCCUUCUCCUUUUCUCUA